Molecule: messenger RNA, 4394 nt
Organism: Pseudogymnoascus verrucosus
Lineage: Eukaryota; Fungi; Ascomycota; Leotiomycetes; Thelebolales; Thelebolaceae
Exons: 2
Coding region: 326-4135 (1269 amino acids)
Source: RefSeq, a predicted model, not a curated record
AAAAGACCUCUUUAUGCUGAGUGACCCCUCGUGCUUCCUCGCUGUCUGACCCAGCGCAUACCUUUACGUAUACAGAGUGUUUGAGCGCUGCAUUGCAUUUCCUCCGUGGGGAUUGGCCUCAGCUGGUAGAGAGGUUUGCGCAACUCUUCAGCUGAAACAACUGCACCCGGAUCCGUCGCUUCCCCCACACGUCAUUGCACCCCUUAAGAUCUCCAUUACCUACCACCGACAGGCGAAGUCGAGCUGGGAGGAAGAAAUAUUAAUGUCGUUGCAAUGAUCCCUUUGUUCUGACCUACACUCUCGUUUCCCCCCCCAAUCCGCACGGAUGGGUCUCAUAUCAUCUCUAUUCGGCGGGAAGACGGCGCAGGACAUACCAGCUCAGCCAAAACGAAAGAGUGCGAAGCCGCGGACCAAAUCGAAUAAACCCAAUAAAUUGUCGAAACCCAGGACGAAUACGUCAGCGAAUAAUCUACUGGAUGUGCCUGGAGGCGGGGUCUCGAGGAAGAGCUCGCUAGCGAGUGUUAAUGCAAGGGGGAAGAGAAGGUCGAGCAGUGUUCCUGCGAGAUCUGAUGUGGAUCUUCCAUUCGCAGAGGAUGCGAGGGAAGAUUCUGGACCGGGCCGUGGGAGGCAGCAGGAGAGGGAUAAGAGGGCGUCGAGGCUGAGCAGCUUGUUUCGAAGCAAGUCGAGCACGCCUGCGUCGAUAGUGCUCCAGGAUAGGCCAGAUGAUAAAUGGAUUUUAGACGACAACGGUGGAGUUGAGGCGUUGGAUAAUUCGGAUCCGUUGCGUAGAUACUCACAGCUGGGGCUUGCAGGUUAUGCUCAGGACCUGCCUACGGAUAGCCAAUACUCAGUAACUGACAGCACACCGGAUUUACAUAGAUCUCCAAGCUAUAUAAGGUACCAACAAGCUCGACUGUCCCUUGUUGCCGAAACAUCAUCCGCUGCUCAAAUAAAUGAUUCCCUGCGCCGCCAGCGCCUUGCCGAAACAGAAGCUAUCCUUACCAGAAAUGCAAGCGUCCACUCGCAAAAUUCAAAUGCAUCUAACCGCUACUCCAUGAGAUCGAGCACAUCUCCCGCUCUAUCCGCCCGCCUGAGCUCGACGGAACAAGUGCACAUUCAACCAGAAAACUAUACCUCCCACUCAGUUCGCCGCCGCUCCCACCUCACGCCCGGCGUUGCAACGAGGAUGGGCGAGACCAACAGCGGGUCACGUUCUUCGAGGCUGCAGAAGCAAAAUCCAAAGGCAUGGAGACAAUCCGCAGCUGAACCGGAAUCCAGCCAGACAUUCACCCACCGCUUCGAAAGGUCAAAGACACUGCCCAGUGAGGAGGAAAUAUAUAGUUACUACGACGAGGCUAAGGCAAGCGAAAGCCCCGUAGAGGAUCUGGAGAUGCUGGCACCGCUCCAGAAACCGCGGUUUAGAGAAGACAUCACAAGCACGCAGAGGAUGAGCACGCCGACUGAUUUGAGACAUAUCGGUAGUUUUGAGCUAGGUAGUCUAAGGAUCAUGAAUGGUGUCGCAACUCCAAACGCUGCGAACACGCCAAAGGCACGACGGGCACCACCUAUAGAUAGUGAGGUAGACAAUGUCUCUGCGCGGACGACAGCCAUGAGUCUCGCGAGCUUGGCGCGGAGGCAUCCGUCGGAACAAGGGAAGACGCAUGAAGUCAAACAAGCCAGGCAGCCAGAGAUCACAGUCAACCCUACAGACCAACUCACCGUUGAUCCGCCCUCCAGAAGCCCCAGCACGGCAACAAAGCAAUCAGCCUACUCUGACGUCCUGGAAAUCAGCAGAGCGUCGUCGCAGUAUCUGGAAUCGGCGCCGCAGAUACCUGGUGGUGCUAGCGAGUUUGCUGAGUUCUACAGACUGGAUAUUGAUUUCCUUCCCAGCCUGUUCUCUGCUGAUUUAUCUAUGCCGUCGACCCCGAAAUUGGAAACUUCAUCGAAACGCAAUUCUGAGGAAGACGAACGAUUUGAGGACGCCAGGUCACAUCUUGGGGUAUUUGAGGACGCUAAGUCGGAGCUUUCAGUGCAUGAUCGGCGUAGCCCUAUUUCUGAAGCCCCGAGAAGGCAGGACGACGAAUUGUAUCUUCCUGCUGUCGAAACCAUGUCGCCACGCCGUCCUGCGCAAACAAUGGAUACUUCGACGCACGCACGUCUUGAGCCCUCGGCUGUGCCCGAUAGCGGGUAUAGCUCUUAUACUUCUCUGGGAUCGGUGCAGUCAUCCGGGUCUCGGUCAAAACUGAGGGAUACCUCAGAGUCUCCUACUGAACUCGAUAAUUACCAGGUAGCUCGACCAUCUGAAUUUGAUGUGUCUUCUAAACCUAGAGUCCCCAAAGCGGAUUAUUGGAGGACGCAACAUGCUCCGAGCGAGUUGGCUAGAGAAUCUCGUGCAGAGCCAAUAGCCCCACCGCCGGUGAGAGCAGCUCCAUCUGAGCCCCAAAGGAACCAGAUGCCGCGACCCCCGAUCCCAAUGACGACUGCCCACGUGGAUGAUUCAUUGGCGUCCCAGGCAGAAGCCGAACUUACCAAAUCUAACAACAAGUCUGCACCUACAUCUCCCAAGCAGCGGUCUCCAGGCAAAGUUCUUCAAAAGUCGUCUCGGGCUCGCCCAAAUUCCCUAGCUGUUCAGGGUCGUGCUAAUUCUGAAGACACGAUUACUCCUGUCAAGAAGAGGUGGCAUAGGCAUAGCACCCAGCCAAGCUCAGAGGCUCCCAUCACGGUGCGAAAGAUUGAGGAACCUGAGCAGAUUAAAGUGCCGCCGGUGCCUAAACGCCUUUCUCUCACGUUCAGAGAGCGAGCAAGCAGGUUCUCCUCGGGAUUGAAACAUACGACACCAGUGCCUGACACCGUUAAGCCCGCCAAAAAGGAAGAGGAACCCAAACCCGCACCCCCUCCAUCCAAAGAAGAAGUUCAGCGCUCAAUCCGCCGGCAGUCCUCCCCCGCCAUGCCUGGAUUCCGACUUGUCAACGCCGCCGCCCCCUCACCACCAGCACCCACACCCCCCACAAAAUCCCUCCGACCCCUCUCCUCCCCCCCACCAAAACACACCACCAAAGACUCCCGCUCCCCACCAAAAGAUACCCCCAAAGCCCCCCGCUCCCCACCAAAAUCCACCACCAAAGACCCCCGCGCCGACUUCGAGCGCCACAUCCCAAACGCCACCACCAUCACCAGCCCCCUCAGCAACACUCCCUACGACGCCUCCUCCUCCGCCAUCGCCCCUCCCCCCGCUCCCGCAACCGCCGGGUCCGCAACUACCACCACCCGUCCCCGCCGCGACCGCACAGGCCGCCUCAUAGUCGCGGACGAAGACUCCGCCUCCCACUCCGCGCGGGCGCGCAGCCAAGUUCGCGCCGCUGAGCGGGCCCAAGAAGCUGAAAGGAGGGAGGUGCUGGUGUCUCGCGUGGCGCAGAGUAUAUCCGAGGGUUCGGACGGCCGCGCACAACCGGCUGUGGUGGUGGUGGUGCCGAAUAAUUCGAGUUUUGCGAAUCAGCUAGCUGGUGCUGGUCACCGCACCCCUACUGCGUCUGGCGCGUCGACACCAAGAGCGGGGAAUGGGAAUCUGACGCCUGUCCCUGCUCUUGCGUCUGGGUCGCUGAAUGUACCAGAAACGCGCCAGAGUCCAUUGAUGAAAGGGAAGCGUGAGAAAAUCGGCCCCCCCCCUUCCCUCAUGAACAACCAGCACCGCAAACACGGCAUCCUCGGUUUCUGGAGCGGAUCCUCCUCCUCCAAGGACGGACAAUCCCUCGACGCGCUGCCACCCAAACGUCCCAUGCCUAUGGGACCCGUCGGAUCCUCGGGCGAGAUCCCCGCCAUCGUUUCGGCGAAGAGCGCGGGCUUCACGACGCCGAGGGGGAGGACGUUGCCGUCUAUGGCGCCGCAGUGGAGGGGGCCUAGUCCGGCGGAGCUGGCGGAGAUGGCGCUGCAGGCGAGGAAGGAGGGGAGGUUGAGUGUGGAGGGGGGGAGGAGGAGUAUGAGUGCUGGGGGGGUUUAUGAUAAGGGGAAGGGGGUGGCCGGGAAUGGUGGUGGGGAGAGGGAGAGGCCGGGGUCGGCGAUGAGUGAGAGUGAGCCGAAGGGGAAGGGGAGGAGGAGGGGGUGGAGUUUUAGAUCUAGGAAGGAGGGGGAGGUUUGAUGGAGGGGUUGCGUAUACGAAGGCAGUACAGCACAACGACACCUCUUUUUGUUGUACUCGCAUACCGGCGUUUUUUUAUUUUGGAUUUUUUUUGUUUCUGUUUGGAUUAACCACGGAUGGAAAGGAUGAAUGGAAGGGAUGGCUGAGGCCGGGCAUUUUAUGAGCAUACGACUUGGGCUUUUUUGCGCAUACAUACCAACAACUACAGUGAUGGGUAGACAUAUAUAAGGUUUUUCUUUUUAGUUGGGGCGGAGGGACA